ACCUCGGUCCCCAUCUCCCGCCAUGGCGGAGGAGCUCUCCGCGGCCACGUCCUACACCGAAGAUGAAUUCUACUGCCCCGUCUGUCAGGAGGUGCUCAAAACGCCCGUACGGACCGCGGCUUGUCAGCACGUUUUCUGUAGAAAAUGUUUCCUGACUGCAAUGAGAGAAAGCGGAAUACAUUGUCCCCUGUGUCGUGGAAACGUGACUAGAAGAGAGAGAGCAUGUCCUGAACGGGCCUUAGACCUUGAAAAUAUCAUGAGGAGAUUUUCUGGUAGCUGCAGAUGCUGUGCAAAACAGAUUAAAUUCUAUCGCAUGAGACAUCAUUACAAAUCUUGUAAGAAGUACCAAGAUGAAUAUGGUGUUUCUUCUGUCAUUCCAAACUUUCAGAUCUCUCAAGAUUCAGUAGGGAACAGUAAUAGGAGUGAAACAUCCACAUCUGAUAACACAGAAACGUAUCAAGAGAAUACAAGUUCUUCUGGGCAUCCCACCUUUAAGUGUCCCUUGUGUCAAGAAUCAAAUUUUACCAGACAGCGUUUACUGGAUCACUGUAAUAGUAAUCACCUAUUUCAGAUAUCCGUUCCUGUGACAUGUCCUAUUUGUGUGUCUCUUCCUUGGGGAGAUCCUAGCCAGAUUACUAGAAAUUUCGUUAGUCAUCUAAAUCAAAGACAUCAGUUUGAUUAUGGAGAAUUUGUGAAUCUUCAGCUAGAUGAGGAAACCCAAUAUCAAACUGCUGUUGAAGAAUCUUUUCAGGUAAACAUCUGAAGGCUGUAGACGUCUCUGCAUCUUUGUACCUGCAAGUGCCAUCUUUAAGGAGAAAACUACAUGAAGUCGCCAUUUCAAUAACUUGAUGUGUAUAUUAAUAAAAGUAAUUCAGUCUAUUGUUUUAGUUUUUAAUUGAAAAAUAA
Mesoplodon densirostris (Blainville's beaked whale) is the source of this 906-nucleotide messenger RNA. Its product is annotated as E3 ubiquitin-protein ligase RNF138-like. The record is from RefSeq and is a predicted model, not a curated record. Lineage: Eukaryota; Metazoa; Chordata; Mammalia; Artiodactyla; Ziphiidae.